AUGGUCGGACAUGUAAAUGAAGUGGAGGAGAUGAAAAGUGAAGUCAUGGAUAUCUCAUCCAAUGAAAGAGAAAUCGUGGAAAUUACAGAUAAAUGCUACUGCGACUUCAUCAUUGUAUUCCAUCAACUGAAGAUGUCAGCCUCGAGGAAAUGGAUGGCUUUGGAAGCGCAGAAGAAAGUUCUGACAAUUACUGUAGUUGCUGGGCUUUUAUCUAAAUGCGACGAUGUACUACAUAGAAUCAAGCAAGUUGCACAAGAUGUAAAAUCAGCAAUAUUAAAAGAUCCUGGUCAACAAUGUGAAAAGGUCCUUGCAUUGAGUUACUGUUAUUUGCCUCAACGGCUAAAGGGGUGCUUUCUAUAUUUUGAGAUUUUCCCAGAAGAUUACGCGGUCAAUGUGAAAAGAUUAACCAACCUGUGGGUUGAAAAUGACAGUAAAAGUUUGGAGGACAGAGCUGAAGAAUGUUUUCAUGAACUUGUAGAAAGAAACGUGGUUUUGGUCACGGGGAGACAAUUUCUGUGGGAACGUAAAAACAUGUAA
Molecule: messenger RNA, 537 nt
Organism: Capsicum annuum
Lineage: Eukaryota; Viridiplantae; Streptophyta; Magnoliopsida; Solanales; Solanaceae
Product: probable disease resistance RPP8-like protein 2
Exons: 3
Coding region: 1-537 (178 amino acids)
Biological process (GO): defense response to other organism
Source: RefSeq, a predicted model, not a curated record